Syngnathus acus (greater pipefish) is the source of this 6845-nucleotide messenger RNA. It is a transcript of the gene ano2b, whose product is annotated as anoctamin 2b. The coding region runs from base 2023 to 5166 and encodes 1047 amino acids. NCBI's taxonomy places the organism in Eukaryota, Metazoa, Chordata, Actinopteri, Syngnathiformes, Syngnathidae. Gene Ontology annotation, molecular function: chloride channel activity; protein dimerization activity. Gene Ontology annotation, cellular component: plasma membrane. The transcript has 25 exons. Gene Ontology annotation, biological process: chloride transmembrane transport. The record is from RefSeq and is a predicted model, not a curated record.
CCUGUCAAGCAUCCUACUUGCAUCCCUCUCAUCUCUUCUUCCUCCCUGUCAUCAUUUCUGCCAUCUCUUUCCAUCUUAAUCAUUGACAUUAUUGUUUCAGCCGAUGAGUGGGUGCAGGUGGACAAGCCUGACGCCCUUUCUUCUUGUUUUCUUCUCACUCUGGCUUUGAACUGCAAAUGGAUUUGUCAGUACAGGAAAAAGAAAAAAAAAAAGCCUCCUCAGCUCUUUAUGGCUCCUUAAAGCUUUUUAGCACGCCUUCGUGACUUGUGUGGAGGCUGAAGCGAUUCGCUGAACGCAGACAACUGUGAAUGGAAAUGCAAAAAAAAAAAACACUUUGUUGUUCUUCAUUUGUGAUUUCAAGACUCAUGGUAAUGGCACAAAUCCAAUAUCAUGGUCACAAUAUUAGGAACAGCACAUCCUUGUAUAGUAUAUCUUCUGAAAUGGUCUAAAUGUGCGAGUUUCAGGGAGCAAAGUAGUGCGAGGUCUUCUAAUCUAUCUGGUUCCUUUCCAGGAAAUUGUGAACCAGAUCACACAGCAAGGGAAUUUGUGUGUGCGUGCGCGCCAAUGCGACAAUGUCAGUUUCGAAUGACUUUGCAGCACAAAUUAAUUUCAAACUAUCGUCCAUAUUCGUACUUGUCUUGUGGUUUGUAAAAGAAAUGCAUGGAAAUGAACAUAUAAUAUUCUUGACUUCAAUGGUGAUGACCCGUGGGUGUGAUGCACUUCUAUUUAUGUUCAAUGAGAUGUACGUUUCUUUGAAUUUGCGGAUUGCUUGUGUGAAAUUUACACGGCGGAUGUAUAUAAUUGUCAUAACGAGUACAGUCGUAUUUUUGACGGAUUAUUGCAGCGUUGUACUCAUUUGCGAUGAGGGAAUUUGACGCAAAACUCAAGCGCGUCUCUGGAGCUACGAUCUACUGCCAUCUAGCGUUGUCGUUAUGAACUGCAACUAUAAUUUACCAUAUGAAAGGCUGACGUGAUGAAUUAUUUUUCAUCUUUCUUAGUAGGUCGCCUUUCUUGACAGGCCUCAGAAUUCUAUUUUCUCAAUCAGCUUCUGACAUAAGCAUUGGUCUUGUUUUUGUGGAAUAUUUUUAGACAAGCAGGGGGUGCUUUCCUGCUGUAUGUUGCCGUGGGAACUGUCAGUCAAAUCUAAUUAAAACACACCCACUCGCUUCUCAUCAGAGUUUGCCAAAAUACUUUUUUUUUUUUUAUUCGCAACUAUGAUUUGAUAGCACUAUAAAUAAAACCAAACGCAUCUUAGGCAAUAAGUUCCAUACAUGUAUUAAUGAACAAAAUUGUCUUCGGGAAUCUUUGGAGAUGUCCAAGCUUGACCUUUUCACAGCUGUCAAUUACUACUUAUAGCCGUUAAUAAUUAAAAUGUAAUGCCCUGAACAUAUCAGAACCAGCUGUAAUUGGAUAUUGAACAUGGAGGUGUGUGUAUGGGUCUAUCUGUGUGCUGGUACCACAUCAGAUACCCUUACUGACAGAAUGUCUGGGUGCAUGCGAUUGGAUGCUCAAAUAACUAGGCUGAGAUAAAAUGGGGAAAUAAAUAUAUCAUCAAUAUAGUAACAAUGUGCCUUCACUCACAAGUAAAUCAAUGAAUAUUCUGCAAUUGGAGUCCCUCAAGGUUCAAUGUUGGAUCCCCUUCUUUUCUUUCUAUGGAUGAAUUUGCAACAACAUCUUUGGAUAUUUUGUGAUUGACAGUACGUUUUGAUUUGUUUCAUGCAUCAUGUUUCAUUUGCACCUUUGGACUAAUCCUUUUGUGUUUGUGCACAUCAACAGAAGGCCAAGUAAUUAAUGCACACGAGGCCCCAAUAAUCUUUGCUUGUCUCUGCAUGGUUGUAAUUCCAAAUACCCAAUCAGCCUGGUGGUUGUCCCACGCCCCCGUCCGUCCCACUAGGCCAGUUGGAGUCUAAUCCCGGCCGAGCUAAUCUUCCACUGAUCUAAGGAUUGCACUGCUGAGUUUGCUGGGUUUCCUCUCACCUGCUGGCCACAACAUGCCCGACUGAUUUACUGAGUGGACGGAAGAUGACUUCCCGCCGAUCGCCCUCCUCUACCUGGACAGAGUCACGAGGGAACGGACGAGGCUUCACGUCGGUGGCCACGGCUCUCAGCGAGUCCUCGUCCAUCCACAGCGACACCUUGUACCACCUGACCAGGGAUGUGGGCCUGGAACUCGUGUCCUACAGCAUCCUGGAAGCAGAACCUGACAAUGAAGAAGCUCAAAGCCUACUUAAGCGUCACAGCAUGCAGACUGAUGACAAGAUCCCAGUUGUCAGUUCUUCGUCAAGCCCCCAAGACAACGGCGAGGGCCUCCGCUUCUCGGACGGCCGACGGAAAGUCGACUACGUCCUGGUGUUCCACCAGCGAAGACACGCCUCCGUCCGCUCCCCCGCCAGCACCUCGGUUUCCCACGACCGACUCUCCAUCGUCUCCAACGGCAACUUCCCACAGGGCUCGGACGGCAAAGGCGGGGGCGGCGUGGUGGGUGGGGAGGCCGUGAGCGUCGGCGAGGUGUUCAUGGAGCUGGACAGCGGAGAAGCCAACGAAGCGGCCGAGCCCGCCGACCACGAGAUGCAUCUGAUCAGACAAGAGUUCGAGGCCAAUCUGCUGGAGGCCGGCUUGGAGAUCGAAAGAGACAAAGAGGUGAAGGCUCAUGGUCUGAGCUUCACCCGCCUCCACGCACCCUGGCCGGUGCUGUGCAGGGAGGCGGAGUUUCUCAAAAUUAAAGUCCCAACCAAGACGCGCUACGACAUUAAAGAGGAAAGUGCGUUAAGCAGUAGCGUGUGGAGGAAGCUGAAACAGCUUUUCCAGCCCAAAGUGCCCCCUCAGGACCACGGACCCACCAAGUUCCUCACCCACUGCUUCUCCCGGGACAAGCUCCACCUGUACAACAUCACAUCGAAAGACUCCUUCUUUGACAACGCCACCAGGGGGCGCAUCGUGUACGAAAUCUUGAGGAGGACUGUUUGCGUACGAAGCUGUCAAACCAUUGGUAUCACGACAUUGAUAGCGAAGGGCGUCUACGACUCUGCCUUCCCUCUUCACGAUGGAGAUUACAACGCCACGGGACAUCCCGAGGAGAGGAACGACCGGCAGAUUCUCCACGAAGAGUGGGCCCGAUACUCGGCCUUCUACAAAUACCAGCCCAUUGAUUUGGUCAGGAAGUACUUUGGAGAGAAGAUCGGCCUCUAUUUCGCCUGGCUCGGCGUCUACACUCAGCUUCUCGUGCCAGCCUCCAUCGUGGGAAUUAUCGUUUUUGGCUACGGGGUAGCGACGGUGGACACAAACAUACCCAGCUUGGAGAUGUGUGACGAGCGUUUCAAUUUCACCAUGUGUCCCCUGUGCGACGGAGCCUGCGAUUUCUGGCAGCUGAGCACGGCCUGCGGCACGGCCAGAGCCUCGCACCUGUUCGACAACCCCGCCACCGUCUUCUUCGCCAUCUUCAUGUCACUGUGGGCCGUGUUGUUCCUGGAGCACUGGAAGCGUCGCCAGAUCAGUUUAAGCUUCAGCUGGGAUCUGACCGGCAUCGAGGAUGACGAGGAACACCCGAGACCAAAAUACGAAACCAUCCUCCUCCAGAAGAGGCAACGGAAGCAGAAAAACAAGAAGAAGAAGAAGAAGAAAAAGAAUCAGAUUGCUAUCGAGAAGUUAACCUGGAAAGACCGCCUUCCUGGAUAUUGCAUCAAUGUUUCCUCCAUUCUUUUCAUGUUCGGUUUGACCUUUUCGGCCGUUUUCGGGGUCAUCAUCUACCGCAUCACAGUGUCGGCGCUGAUGGCCAUGAGCCCCGACCCGGAGACAAAGUCCAAUGUGCGCGUGACGGUGACGGCCACGGCGGUCAUCAUCAAUUUGGUGGUUAUUCUCAUCCUGGAUGAAAUCUAUGGUGCUGUGGCGGUGUGGUUGACAGAGCUUGAAAUCCCCAAAACGGAGACCAACUUUGAGGAGCGUCUCAUCCUUAAAGCCUUUUUGCUGAAGUUCAUGAAUGCGUACGCGCCCAUUUUUUACGUGGCGUUCUUCAAGGGACGGUUUGCCGGUCGACCGGGAAGUUACGUGUAUGUCUUUAAUGAUUAUCGAAUGGAAGAGUGUGCACCGGGGGGUUGCCUGAUCGAGUUGUGCAUUCAGCUCAGCAUCAUCAUGCUCGGGAAGCAGCUCAUCCAAAAUAACAUCUUUGAGAUCGGCAUCCCGAAGUUGAAGAAGCUAGUGCGUACGCUGAAGGAUAAAGGAGUCGAGAAGAAGGAGGAAGAUGAGAAACCUCCUCAGCAGUGGAACCUGGACUACGCCCUCGCUCCCUUUGAGGGCCUCACGCCUGAAUACAUGGAAAUGAUUAUCCAGUUUGGCUUUGUCUCGCUGUUCGUGGCCUCCUUCCCUCUCGCUCCCCUUUUCGCCCUGCUGAACAACGUCAUCGAAAUCCGACUGGACGCCAAGAAGUUUGUGACUGAGCUCCGCCGGCCGGUCGCUGCCCGCGCCAAAGACAUCGGUAUUUGGUACAACAUACUAAGUGGCAUGGGAAAAUUCUCAGUCAUAAUAAAUGCUUUUGUGAUAUCCUUCACGUCGGACUUCAUCCCUCGCCUCGUCUACCAGUACAUGUACAGCCAGUCGGGGACCAUGCACGGCUUCAUCGACCACACGCUCUCCUACUUCAACGUGUCCAACUUUAAACCCGGCACGGCGCCGCACAAUUCCGACCACGCCGAUGUCUCCGUCUGCAGGUAUAAGGACUACAGGGAACCCCCUUGGUCUCCAGAUGCGUAUCACUUCUCCAAACAGUACUGGUGCGUCCUGGCGGCGAGGUUAGCCUUCGUCAUACUCUUUCAGAACCUGGUGAUGUUCCUCAGCCUGGUGGUAGCCUGGGUGAUCCCGGACAUUCCCAAAACCAUCGUGGAGCAGCUGAAGCGGGAGAAGAAGCUGCUGGUGGACCUCUUCCUACGAGAGGAGAAGGACAAAUUUCAGCUCAUCCAGAGCCUCUUCGCCAAGGACGCUCCCGUCCCUCCGGCCGACCAUGUCCUCCCCCUCCCGGGGCGCUACAACACGCUGCCCCAGUGUCCGACUCAGGCGCCAGAUGACGACGACGGAGGGCCCAGGGCGAGGUGCAGGGCGGCCAGUUUCGGCUUAUACACCAGGAAGGUCCCCCCGUCACCCAGAAACGAAAAUUCCAGACACACAGCUGUGUGACAUCUCAACAAGAAUGUCAUGUUUGGGUGAUGCCUUCCUGUAAAUGCCAUUUUGAUGUCCUGGCGUGAAAGAUCACUUCAAAUGUGGUUUUGUCCUUCCUGCUGACCGUUCACCUGAUCACUUUUUUUUUUUUUUUUACUUCAAAAUGGAGCCUCCCGCUUCAUUGCGUAGACAAGCAAUAAUAUCGUUAUUGGCUGAAUAGCAUUCUAAAAGAGAUCGUAGAUUACACAAAUAGAUUAAUUCAGAAUUGAACAGUGGUUACAUAAAUACAAAUAUAAUUGUACUUUUCAGGCUCCAGGGUUGGGAAGCUCAAAUGCUUCAAAUAGCCCCAAAGUGUCGAUUGUACCUUCAGGGACAACAAACGGACUCCUACUGGAAUGUAGUCCUGUUCUUUUUUUUUUUCCUCGAUAAAUGAAUGGAUGGAAAUCGUUUCUCGGUACAUUUUUGGAAUAUUUCUGCUUCACGUGCUUAAUGAUGCUCUUUGUAGAUAUUUAUUUUCAACUCGUAGCAGACAGAACAUCAGAUUCGAUAGACUUACUGUACGUAUUGUUAGCGAAAGCUCGUUUCCUGAAAAUGCUAAUUGUUUCCAUUCUCUGUUUACAUUGAACGUUUCAAGUUUUUUCUCGAUUCUUGUUUUUCCAUUGCCAGUAAUUAUUCCUCGGGUACAUUCGCAGCCCUCCAUGUUUGACACUAUUAGAUACAUGCCAUGAUGUAAUGUACUUCCUGUUUUAGAAAAACAAUCUUAUUUGUUGCAGCACUGAAACUGAGCACAGUCAGACUCAUUUGAAUCCACGCACAGAGAAACUCACAUUCAAGUCAACUGUUUUCCGAUUUUGGAAGUAACCGAGCAUUUACUUUUGCUGAUUACAGUGUUAAGUCAUAGCUGCUGUCAUAACAUGCUGCAAAAUGUCAUUUGUGUUUUCAGAGGCCUUGUACAUGCUCUUUGUUUUUGCCAUGACAACAUCUGUGUGCUCACGUACUAUCCAGCAGCAGACUGUUACAUUAUUUAUGUAUUUUAGAUUGACUUAAAACGAGCAAAUUGUGACCGUGGUACAUUCUUAAGACUACAUACAUGAAAUACAUAAUUGUUGGAUGUCUUACAAAAAUAAUUUGAACACUGUCUUAUUAUGUUCUUUUUUUUUCUAUAUCUCUUCUGCCUUUCUGUAAUGUGAAGUCCAAAUAAAAGUAUUAAAUGGAGGACGGUUAAAAUGGAGAGAAUAAAAAUGAAAGGAUGUAAACAUAUGUACCCGUGGCAACCCUUUUCAUACAUUUUUUUAAGUACGUUUUGUUAUUGUUUGUUGGUAAAUUUGAUAUAGGGGCUAACUGUUCCUAAAAAAAAGGUAAUGAAUUGUUUUUCCCUUUUUUUUGUUCUUUUAUUGAUUGUAUUUUAUUUGUCAUUUUUAAAGGCACAAUGACGACUCAUGUAAUACCGUUGUGAUCCUCACAAAAAAUAGACAAUUCAAGAAUUAAGCAGGCUGAAUGCGAAGAUUAUUGUGACAUGUUUUUUUAUUUUAUUUAACAUACUUUUACCAUUUUUUCCAUUCCACGUUUGCCUGUUUAUACGUGCAGGUAGCCUUUCACCUGUGUAAACUUGACAAAAAAAGUUUUUACAUCUCGGAUCAUCCACUUAAUAAUGCAUUAAGAGUUUGUAAAUAUCGAAUAAAAUCUGGCAUAUCGUG